Molecule: messenger RNA, 1648 nt
Organism: Penicillium pulvis
Lineage: Eukaryota; Fungi; Ascomycota; Eurotiomycetes; Eurotiales; Aspergillaceae
Product: MFS transporter
Exons: 4
Coding region: 71-1648 (525 amino acids)
Biological process (GO): transmembrane transport
Molecular function (GO): transmembrane transporter activity
Source: RefSeq, a predicted model, not a curated record
CCUCAAUUCCCAACGCCUGUGUUUUCCCCAGAUUAUCGCUCCGAUAAGCUGAUAAGCGCCAUCGCAACCAAUGGACGUCGAAGCAAAUACGAGCACUGCGUCUGCAGCCGACAAAAUAAAGUCGCGCAGCAAUGCUUCGUUAACGGAACGCUCGAUCGCGCAUGGUGAGAAUGACAUUUUGGGAGGAGAGAAUGUGGACCAGGUGCUGGCGGCCAAGAUGACUCUGAUCAACGACGCUAUUGAUGAGAUCGGAUUCACUCCCCAUCACUGGAAGCUCUUUUGUCUGAACGGUUUCGGGUAUGCCGUCGACUCGCUCAUCCUCCUUAUCCAGUCGAUCAUUUCCACGCAGGCCGGGUACGAAUUCCAGCCUGGCUUUUCGACGGGCUUGACAAUUGCUGUCUACGUGGGCAUGCUCGUGGGCGCCAUUUUCUGGGGAUUCUCGGCAGAUAUUGUCGGUCGUCGCUUUGCCUUCAAUGUUUCGCUGUUUGUCUCUGCGGUUUUCACUGUCGUGGCUGGCGCCUCGCCAUCCUGGAUUGUCCUCGGUCUCUUUAUUUGCCUCAGCGCAUUUGGUGCUGGUGGAAACCUCGUGUUGGACACCACCGUGUUUCUCGAGUAUCUUCCCAGUCAGAACCAAUGGCUGUUGACUCUGAUGGCGGCCUGGUGGGGUCUCGGUCAGCUUAUCGCCGGUCUGUUUGCUUGGGCUUUCCUUCCGAACUACUCGUGCGCCGAUGCAGCCAGUUGUACAUACGACAACAACAUGGGCUGGCGCUACGUCUGGUAUACAUCCGGCGCCUUUGUGUUUGUUCUGUCUAUUUUGCGCAUCACGAUCAUCCGGCUGGAGGAGACUCCCAAGUUUCUUCUCUCAGAAGGAAAGGACGAGGACGCUUUGCGUGUUCUCCGCAAUAUCGCUGAUAAAUACCAGCGCCCUUGCAGUCUGACCCUCGAGCGACUCCAAGCAUGUGGAAUUACAAACCAACGCAAGACGACAGCAGCCCGUAUGGCCGAACGACUGAUCGACCCCCGGGAGGUGAUCUUCCACUUCAAGGGGCUGUAUGCGACACGGAAAAUGGCGUUGUCUACUACCUUGGUGUGGUUCUCCUGGCUUCUGAUUGGUCUCGCCUACCCCCUGUAUAACGUCUUCCUACCUUCCUACCUGGCAUCCCGCGGCGCCCAAUUCGGGGAUACAAGUCAGUACGUCACCUGGCGUAACUAUGCGAUCAACAACACUUGCAGCAUCUUUGGACCUGUCUUGGCAGGUUUUAUGUGCCGCUCGCCCUGGUUCUGGGGUCGUCGUGGAACCAUGAUCAUCGGCGCUUUGGUCACCAUGAUUUUCUUCUUCUGUUACACCCAGGUGCGCACAGAAAGUGAGAAUAUCGGCUUCACGUGCGCUAUUUCGUUCUGUUUGAACAUUUACUACGGUACUCUAUACGCGUACACCCCCGAGGUUUUCCCCUCGGCUCAUCGUGGCACUGGCAAUGGUGUUGCCAUUGGAUUCAAUCGAAUCAUGGGUAUCGUCAGUGCCAUCGUGGCCUAUUUUGCCGAUACCAAGACAGCAGUUCCGAUCUACAUCUGUGCAGCGCUUUACAUCGUCAUGGCUAUCGUUGCCGCAGUCUUGCCCUUCGAGCCAUAUGGCCGACGAAGCAGCUAA